Drosophila subobscura is the source of this 863-nucleotide messenger RNA. RefSeq lists its product as uncharacterized. Lineage: Eukaryota; Metazoa; Arthropoda; Insecta; Diptera; Drosophilidae. The record is from RefSeq and is a predicted model, not a curated record. The coding region runs from base 44 to 454 and encodes 136 amino acids. The transcript has a single exon.
UUAGACAACCGCGCCAAGACCUAGCCCAAUCCAGUCCAAUCCGAUGGCAGCCUUCACACAGAACCAGACCUUUGCUCUGCUGCUCUUGGUCGCCCUGGCAGGCAGCACAGCGGCUCAGACUUUUACGCAAGAGGAUCGUGGCUCCAUACUGAAGUUCAUGGAUGUGCUGAUGAAUUUUCUGGACUUGGAGACGGACAACACCACCAGCACAGUGUCGCCCUUGGAGACCACCACCACAGUGCCCAGUGAACCCACAGGCGAAACCACCGAGAGCACUGACACAACGAGAAACUCCACGGUGGGGGACUCAACGAGUGAGGGAACCACUACGCUGGCAUCGAAUUCAACGGAAUCGGACACAACCACUGAGGUUACAUCCACUACAGAGAGACGUCGCAUUUGCUUCAAACGUGUCUGCUACAAGUUCAGCAGCGACAAGGGUUAUAUCUACUAAGGGAGAGGCGACGACUGCUCAGCAUAACGCAUCCAUUCAUUCAUCAACGCAAAUAAGGGAUAGGGGAUCCAAUCAUCCACUCAAUAUACGCAGAUUGGACUACAGAUCAAUCGAUUGCCAGCCAGCACUCGUCAGAAAUCUAUCCGAGUUUCAAGGAUCCGCUGAAUUCAGCAGAAAGAACCAAUCAAAGAACCAAUCAGCAGAAUUACUCCAUUUCAUACAUGACAGCUCGAUGCAGUCAUUGAAGCACUCGCUGAUUAUGUGUGGACUCGAUGAAUCGUAAAUGCCAUUAGCAGUGUCCUUCCCUUUGGGCAACUGGACCAUGCAACCCUAGAUUAUGUAAUUGAAAUCGUUUGUUGUGCCACAAAAACCAAUAUUCUGCAAGUCAAAACGUAUGCAGCAAUCAUUA